This is a messenger RNA of Acomys russatus (golden spiny mouse), 320 nucleotides long. It is a transcript of the gene C25H17orf114, whose product is annotated as chromosome 25 C17orf114 homolog. The transcript has 2 exons. The coding region runs from base 50 to 286 and encodes 78 amino acids. The record is from RefSeq and is a predicted model, not a curated record. NCBI's taxonomy places the organism in Eukaryota, Metazoa, Chordata, Mammalia, Rodentia, Muridae.
CCACGGGGUGCUCCUGGCCUUUACCGACGUCCCAGUCUCCAGUACUGAGAUGGGUCUGAAGGGGGCUUGGUGUUUCCCAUGGUGUGGGUGCCGGAGACAGCGGGGGACUGAAGGAGGAACAGGCCUGGAAGCUGCUUCCACUCCAGAUCCUAGCCCAGCUGUAGCCCCCACUGUGACUGGAAGACUGCCCUCCCCAGGGGCUGGUGCCUACUUAAGCCGGAAAGCCCGACUCUCCUUCCGUCACCAACUGCAUGACGUGGCAUCAGCCAACGACUCUACCAUUUGAAAAGGACAACUAGGGGCUAAACCCCCAAGAAGUC